Molecule: messenger RNA, 3391 nt
Organism: Puntigrus tetrazona (Sumatra barb)
Lineage: Eukaryota; Metazoa; Chordata; Actinopteri; Cypriniformes; Cyprinidae
Exons: 9
Coding region: 444-1217 (257 amino acids)
Cellular component (GO): membrane
Source: RefSeq, a predicted model, not a curated record
AAUCUUACACUGUUGUCAGUAUUGUUGUUCUACGUUGUCAACAGACUUGACUUGCACCAGAUGUACCCGCUAUUACAAAGUCGCCCAAAUAUACCUGUAUAUAACAUAUUGAUUUAGUUUUUUUUUUCAAACGUCUCCGCGUGUCCCGCGCUCGCCCGCUGAUCUUUAUCGAGCGCGUGAGCAGCGUCCAGCGCCUCCUCCUCACUGCGGCACUGCGCGCCUGCCGCGUCUCACGCGCCUCACGCUAUUAACCGGUUGUUUCCCUCCAGCCGCAGCGCGCACGGACUAACUGAAUGCUGCGCUUUCGCCUUCACAAAACAACGAAGCCGACGAAAAACAGAAGCGGGUGUUUUGCUCGAGCCGCAGAGCUUUUCUUACACUUCUCGUCUCCAACCGAUUCUGUGAUUUUAGCCUAGCCAGGCGUCAAACUGACAGACAUCAGCAUGGGCAUAGAGAGUCAGGGCCCCCCGCGUCCUGCAGGAAACCUGACCCCGAAGCAGGUCAAGACCUUUCAGAACGUGGAGCCCAAAGCGCUGGGGUCCAUUCAGAUCAUCAUUGCCGUCUUGUGCUUGUGCCUGAGCAUCACCAUCCUUCAGCUCUAUGAAGAGGUUCACUUCUCUCCUGAUGUCAUUGUGGUGGUGGUGAUUGUUGUUCAGUUGCUUGUGUCUGGAUCCAUUUUAAUCCACGCCGGACGGUUCCCGUCUCUGUUCUGGGUGAAAGCCACCCUGGUCGCUCACCUGGUCAGUGCAGCGUUUUCCACGGCGGUCCUCGGCCUGCUGUCCCGUCACCUGCCGUACCGUCAGGACACGUACCACUGUGAGCACUGCAGGAGGCUGGAGAUCUACGCUGUGCAACAAUAUUGUUACAGGAAGUGCACUUAUACUGUCGAGAGAAAUUGUAAACUCUUGAUCGAUGGCUUCUUGGCCACGCUGGUUCUGUUUCUGGUGGUGGAGCUGGCGAUCUGCAUUGUGACCAUCUUGUUUGGACUCAAUGCUCUGGCUAAAGGUGGUAUGCAGCUUCCUGGUUUUAGACAGCGUGCUGUCCCAUCUCAGCCUGAGGCCGUCACCCCAAGCCAACCUCAGGUGGAGGUGCUGGUGUCAGAGGUGGAGCCGAUGCCUGAGCGGGAACCUGAACCCAAAUCUGAACCGAUAGAAGAGCUCCCCAGCCCUCCCACUGAACCCCAAGUGGCACCCAUUGACUCUUUAACCGAUGUUUGAUGUAUGUAUAUUGUAGAGAUGAGCGAGGUUUUAGCUGCAAGGGUUUUUGUAUUUUAGUAAAAUCGACACAUCAUAGUUACACAGUUGGUUUAACCAAAAAUAGAAAUUAAUUUGUUCCCUCAUGUUGUUCCAAACCCAUCACUUUAGGUUACACAUUAUUUUUAGGUGUCUUUGUUACGGUGUAAUUAUACAUGUAAGUACAUUACACGUGUACUUACUGUAUGCUUAGGGUUUGACUUAGGGUCACUUGAGUGUAAUUAUGCAUAAUUACAAGGACACAUAAAAUGUUACCUAACUUUCUUUGGUACGGUGAAAUGGAUGGGGACCAGGGUUUUCAAGCUUCGAAAAGGACAGAAACAUCACCAUAAAUUUGCACAUCUUUAAAGUAUUAAAAGUUGUGGGUUUCAAAAGACAUGAGAGUGAAUUUUGAUUUCGAGGUGAACCGUUGCUUUAACAUUGUAUUACCUGCAGAGUUUCUUCUUGUCUGACAGCUGAAGGCUUACAGUGUUUUCAAGGCAUUGUUCAGAUAUUCAGGGCCCUACAUUUUUUAAGCUCUAAAAUUAAUUCAGCCUGAACCACUAAUUUCACCUUGCUCGUUUUAUCCGUUGUUGUUAACUUCGAUCCUUGAAAAAGUACGAUAAUUGUCCUUUCGAUAGAAUCACAUAAACGUUACCCGGCAGCACAGACAUCAUCGUAAAAUCAGCAUACUGAAUGAUGAUUGGUCUUCUUUUUUGAGUCUGUUUUCAUAAUAUAUUGUGAUUGGUGCAUGCUUGCGUUCUUCCUCGCAUAUAUGUAAUCAUUCACACUGUGUAUGCAUUAAUCAUGUGCAGUGUAUAUCGAUGCUUUCAAUGACAAACAGCUCUAAUGUAGCAUUUUAUUUGCACCGAAUCAAACCCACGGUUAGAUUUUAGGCUCUGCGUGAAGGAAAUGUUUGCACAGGCUAGAAAAAUAACUGUAUUCGGGUUUUUUUCACCCAAACAUGUAAAACCGUUUUUCUAAUAAUGCACAAUAUUUUAUUUCCUAGAAAUCUUCUAGGUGCAAUCUCUGUAAAACGGCUUUUUUUAUGUAGUAACAUAUAAAAAAGAAACGUUAAGAUUAAGCUUGACUAUUAAUUUGCUGCCUUGCGAACUCUGACGCUUUUGCAGGGACUGAAAAAUGAAAGUUGUAAACGCAAUCAUGGCUCAGAGAAAAAAAAAUGUUGCACUUAUUGCAGGGAAAAAUGUACAUAACAAUGCAAGCAUGCAUAGCCGCAUCCAUUUAAUGCAAGACAGCUUUAAAUCAUUAUCAGCUGUCAUCUACAACCAACAAACUGUAGUGCGGGUAAUAUCAUGUUAACUGAAAAAUGCCACCACUUAUCUGCAAUAAUAAAAAAUAAAAAAAUCCAUUGAGCUAAACUACUAACAAACAAAUGCUCUGUAUGAUAUGUUCAUAUAUGUCACAUAAUGUAAAUUAAAUUCAUUUGGCCUCUUGAGUGUCAGUAACGUGUGUAAUCUGAUAACACAGUAUCUAUAUUGAACCUCUGUGCUCACGAGAGAAUGAAAAAUGGUCAUAUCUACAAUAAUGCAUACAAGCUUGAUCUCUAUUAAAUAAAAAAAAAAGCGUUCUCUGCUUUUAAUAUCAAACGGUGUAUGUAUGUAUAUUACUGAUUAACAUCAUUGGUGCUAGUACACUAGUACAUCUAGAAAAUACAUUUCAGUGCAGGACGAUGUUGUGUGCGUGAGAAACCACGUUUUCAUCUUUCAUAUAAUCGCUGCGUAUCCUUAAAGCUAAGGGUUAAAUGGGGGGAGUUAGAAUAGAGCUUUUAUGCAUUAUUGUUUCCUUGCCGUUAGCUUAAUAGUUAGCCGCUCGCUAGACUCACAGAAUGUCCCUUUUGGUGUCUCUCGAGUAUCUGGGUUUGUUCAAACACAGUCAUAAUCCAAGGAACGUUUGAUUACAGAUCUGACAAACCAAAGCGUGUUGUUUCUCUCCCGCUCAUUUACUUUUUGUACCUCUUUUACAUAUCUGUAUGUUUUGUGCGCUGUUCACGCGUCACUUCUUGUUUUGCAUGCUGCUGUGAGUUUCCGCUCGAUGGGGGUCGAAGGAAAUGCUGUGACGUUAGCCCAUUCUCAUCUGUCUGAAGUGCAGUGUAUUUUAGGUGCUGAAUGGACUUAUUAAACCACUUUUAUGCACCAACA